Molecule: messenger RNA, 6478 nt
Organism: Oncorhynchus kisutch (coho salmon)
Lineage: Eukaryota; Metazoa; Chordata; Actinopteri; Salmoniformes; Salmonidae
Product: testis-expressed protein 2
Exons: 13
Coding region: 302-3580 (1092 amino acids)
Cellular component (GO): endoplasmic reticulum
Molecular function (GO): lipid binding
Source: RefSeq, a predicted model, not a curated record
UUCACUCAGGAACUCUGUGCUUUCAGCAGUCAGCUGUCAACAGGCUGGGCAUGAAAUGAGGCUCAGACAACGACGCAGUACGUGGAAGUGAUAACAAUACAACGUUUUGUCACUGUCCUGUAAAACUGUUCAUAUCCAUUCAGUGGAUUUUGUAAUCCUGCUUGCUCGAGAGAUGAUGAACUCGGGACACGAUCAUUGAACACUAUGGACAUGUGAGACUCGACAUGAAUGCAGACGCUGAGGCGAUGCUGGAUUGAAUGGCACUGAGGAUACGAGGCUGUGACCCAGCAGGAGCGCUGCGAUGGCCAGCUGCCACAGUAGCCAUGCAGACACUGCCGAAGCUCCUCCUCCCUCAGCCUCACGGCCGCCAGCCAUGCCCAAGCUCCACGUCCAGGGCUCGCUGUCCCGGAAGUCCAUCACCAUCCACUUCUCGCCCCUGGGCGAGGAGGAGAAGGAGGAGGAGCUCUAUGGGGCAGUUGUGUCCUCUCCUCUUCCCCCUGCUGGACCCAUAAAGGACCCCCCAGGCAUUGUGACGGCCCCGGAGGCCAGCGAGGAUCUGAUCCUUGAUGGAGCCGGGUUGGACUCUGAGGCUCAGGCUGCAGUUCUGCCUAUGUUGUCCUCAACUGGUCCUCAAAGCUCCAUCACCUCCACGUUACCCUCUGAACUGAAAAGAUCCUCUCCUUCCCCUGCCACCACCUCCAAAUCCACUUCCUCCAAGUCUAGCGACAAACCUUUCUUCAGCCUGGUCAAGUCUCUAUCCUCUGACAUCAUUGAGCCUUCUGAAAAUGUCUCCAUCUACCCCGCUGCCCCCACUUCCGUGCGCCACUGCCACCCGAUGAAAACCCUGGUCAAGUCACUCUCCUCUGACACCUCCCAGGAAUCCCCCCCUUCCUCCUCCUCCUCGCCCUAUCGCCUCUCGGACUCCCGCCUCAACCUGCACCUCUUCAAGCAGUUCACGCAGUCCCGUGCCCCAGUAGGUGUCGUUGCCGGGGCUGACUCAAAGACCGCCCCCUCCUCGACGCUCACCUCCCCAGACAGCCGCAACUUCUUUAAGGCGUCCGUGGAGGCGAGCAUCGAGGACACUAAGCGCCGUUUCUCCGAGGCCAUCUACGAGCCUCUCCAGCUGUUCAAUAAGAUCAUGGAGGACAAGACUGGAGGCAUUGGCAGCAGUGCCUUUCGGUCCAAAGCGCUCUCAUCCAGUGCUUCGGAGCUCACCUGCCUGGCCUCCCUCAACAACGGCCAACCAGAGAGCAACAACAACUACAGCAUCAAGGAGGAGGAAACCGGGGAUGAGUGGGAGUCUGAGGGAACCGGAAACGGAGCCAGCUCUCCAAAUCCCACCUCUGACACCAGAAGUCCUAAAAUGUCUUCCACCUCUCUCAGCCUGGACAAUUGCUCCAUGUCAGCCCUGGCCAAGCUGGAGGACGAGGACUUCUGUAUCCUCUCUAGUGAGGACUUUGAGGAUAUCGAGGGGGAUUAUGGAGACACAACCGACGAUACAUGUAGCCAAGUCAGACUGCCGCCUAGUGGCAGUCCAGAACUAUGCAGUGACGACAAGUCAGAGGGAGAAGAUCUGCCACCCAGCAUUCCACACUACACCCUGAUCAUCAUCACAGCGCUGGUCUACGGGUACUUCGUGUUGCCCCUGCCCACCUACGUUGGGGGUAUGCUGCUGGGAGUGGGACUAGGGUUCAUGCUAGCUAUCGCUGUGGUGUGGUUGGCCGGACCCAAGCCUUCUGGCAAUCGCACCAGACAUCCCAGACACCAGGGGAAGCUGAGGAACAUGGCCCAGCUGGGCAUCAAAGAGCCAAGCAUCUUCAAGGGCUGGAUGAACGAGAUAGUGAACUAUGACCCGGAGACAUACCACGCCACUCUGACCCACUCUGUGUAUGUGAGACUGGAGGGCUCUAUCCUGCGCCUGUCCACACCCAACCACAACAUCGCCCGGCGGGCCACCCAUAACGAACCCAAGCCCGACGUCACCUAUAUCAGCCAGAAGAUCUACGACCUCACUGACAGCAAGAUCUAUCUGGUGCCCCAGAGUCUGGCCAGGAAGCGCGUGUGGAACAAGAAGUACCCUAUCCGCAUCGAGCUGGCCAAGCAGGACGACUUCAUGUCCAAGGCAGAGGGGGACCACAGCGAAACCACACACGAGAGAACCACGGCCACAGGAGAGGCGACCGUGGGGACGGAGGAGGCCAAAAGGUCCGUUGGUCCUGAACUGACCCUGUACCUGUUUGGUCGGACGGGGAGGGAGAAGGAGGAGUGGCACCGGAGGAUCCUGUUGGCCUCCAAGCCCCCCAAGACAGGGAUGAAGAGAGUCACUGGUCUGCAGGGGAGUAAGGCUGCCUUGAGCUCCCACAGCCGCAGCAGCAGCCGGAGCAGUCUGGACGAGGUGCUAGCGUCUCAGCCAAGGACCAGGGACUCAACAGCAGGCAUAGCAGCCAAGUCCCUACUGGACUACAGUGUCUACAUGGCCACCCUGGUGCCCCCCGAGACUGGCACUGCCACUGCCACGCCCAUCGCUGCCACUAGUCCCGUAGUCCAGAGUCCACAGAGUAGCCCUGGGUCGGGCAAGAAGUUGCAGAGCAGCAGCAGCUUUGACCCUGUCGUUUUGCUGGGGGAGGAGGAGCCUGUUGCCUGGGUGAACUCUGUGAUUGGCCGGGUGGCAUGGGACUUCCUGGGCGAGCCCUACUGGGCUGACGUGGUCUCCAAGAAGAUCCAGAUGAAACUCAGCAAGAUCCGGCUCCCCUACUUCAUGAACGAGCUGACCCUGACAGAGCUGGACAUGGGCGUGGCCACUCCCAGAAUCCUUGGCGCCUCCAAACCCUCAGUUGACCAUCAAGGCCUAUGGUUUGACUUGGAGAUUUCGUACAGCGGCUCCUUCCUGAUGACCCUGGAGACCAAGAUGAACCUGAUCAGACUGGGGAAGGACGGCGACUGUAUGCGCUUCAGAGACAUCAGCAAGGAUGGGUACAGACCACGGACGUACUGCCUAGCUGACAGUGAUGAGGAGUCAUCCAGUGCUGGGUCCUCAGACGAAGAGGAUACUUCAGAGGUCACCAAUGACGUCCCUGGAGCAGAGGGACACAUGGGGGGCCGCCAGCCCAGUAAGAUCAUGCGCUUCGUGGACAAGAUCGCCAAGUCCAAGUACUUCCAGAAGGCCACCGAGACGGAGUUCAUCAAGAAGAAGAUGGAGGAGGUGUCCAACACGCCCCUGCUGCUCACCGUGGAGGUUCAGGAGCUCAGGGGCACGCUGGCCGUCAACAUCCCACCCCCGCCCACUGACAGGAUAUGGUAUGGUUUCAGGGGUCCACCCCACUUGGAGCUGAAGGCUCGGCCCAAACUGGGAGAGAGAGAGGUCACACUGGCCCACGUAACUGACUGGAUCGAGAAGAAGCUGGACCAGGAGUUUCAGAAAAUCUUUGUCAUGCCAAACAUGGAUGACCUGUGGCUGACCAUCAUGCACUCUGCCAUGGACCCCCGCUCUUUUGGAACGCCCUCCACCUCCACCGCCGAUACGACCCAGAGGGAAACGGAGCCUUCCGAAACAGAGGGGGGCGCCACUAACGGCAUAUGAAGGAUUGUUUACAGUAUUUGCCUGAAACGUGUGAAUUAGAAUGGGAGCCAGGGGGCUUUGAAGUAGUAUAAGGCCUAUUGGUGCAUAAGGACAUACAAAAAGACUUCUGUUACCACAUUGACAUUCCAAUAGCUCCAUACCCAAGGGUCUUUUUUGUCACUGGCAGAACAGGAUGACCUCAGUCAUCAGAUGAACUUUGACUUUUUAACAAGCUCACUGACCGAACGAGACAGAAGUCAGUCAACCAACCAGGAAGGAGAAACACUAAAAAUAAAAACUCACUUUCUGCUCUGUUUUUUAAUCUGUAGGAUGAACAGACUUAGAAAAGUAGAUUUUUCUCAGAAUGGCACAAAUGUAACAGUGAUACAACCUAGUGGUAUAGGUGGAGCGGUGUGGAGAGUUUCUGUGAGUUAUAAGGUUACACAGUGUCCUAUGAACACAUGGUUAUUUCGCAUUCACCGUUCACCUUACGUCCUAGGUAGGAAACAACUUAUGUUUGGGGACGCAAAUCAAGAGGGAGAAUGAAGUGAAAAGAAAUGGUUGAAUUAGACGCGCAACCUCUAGAUUAUACUUUUGUUAUUGUACGGGUAUGUCUGCAAUGAUAUGAUAUAAGACAUCUAAUGCCCCCUAUGCUUUGUCCAGGUGAACACUAACAGUGUAUUCACUUGUGUUGUGACCCCACAUCGCUUACUGCUCGGGGUAGAAGUUCCCCUUUACCACAGGUCUAGAAUCAGAUUACCCCAAAUCCUAACCAUUUUGUGGAUGAGAAAAUGUCUGAGCCUAUAGCAGUGGUAAGGGGUAAGGUUCUACCUACAGUAUUCCCCUCUUAACUGUACACCAUACCUCUCUAUAUGCAAAUGAUCACUGUGUCCAUAUCUGUAUGGAAGCAGCUAUAUGAAGCCCCUCCCCUCAAUUUUCUCUGGAAGCCAAUGCUAUAGGGUUAGCCGUCAUUACCUAGGCAACACGUGUCUUUAAUUCACUAAUGCCUAUGCAAGUUCCUUGCUAACUAAGGACAUGGACAUGAGGUGAGCAAUGAGAAAAUAGUGUAUAUAUAUAUAUAUAAUCUUGUAAAGAUAUGUAUUUCUGAAAAGGUGUACAUAAUGGGCCUAACACUUUUGUUGAAUGUAUGUAUGGCUAUAUUGACAUUGGACUGUUUUAUUGUUUGUUGUAUGGAAACUAUUCCUAACCAAUCACAUGGAUUAUGUUGAUUGGGGUAUGCCAAGUAUUGCACAACUAAAACAGAAGUUUUGAUUGAUGUUUUCCUUGUAAACACUAUUAAUGAAAUACUAUCUACAGACAUGUAUUGCAUAUUUGCAGUGCUAUUGUGUUAUGCUCUCUAGCAUGUACAAUACCCGUGGCACAUGUUGAGACCAUUCCUGUUGAACUCGGAACAACAGGUUUUCAUGUUUUUUUUCUUCAAAUGAUGUAGGAAGUGUUAUGCAUUUUUUAAAUGUUGUUUUAUGUAUUUUCAAAUGGCCAUCAUCCACAGUUGCCAAUGCAUGGAAAUGAGCCACCUUGCCAGACGUGCUAAAUGACACUUGGUAGAGUUAAACUAUAUGAUGUACUGUGCCCUUUGCCAAAACCAUCAUUAAUAUUCAAAUAAACUGUUAACUCAAACCAUAAUUGCAGUCUCAAAUCAUCACUAUUGAAGUCUGAAUCACCUCCUAUACUCUACUGUUAUGUUUUCUUCAUUUUGAGGUAACGUUUUAAAUGCACAGUUUUAGCAUUGGAUUUGUUUACAUGAAUUCCUAUUUGUGUUUCCAUUCGUUCCAUUUAUUUGUCAGGACACAAAAGCACUGUUGUAGAAUGUCAUUGAUGAAGGAAUAUCGUUUUUUAACUUUCCUUCUACUUCUAAUUUGGUUUCUUGUUUAAUUUUCGUUUUAGCGAUUAUUCAGUUAGUAAUAUUAUUAUUGGAACCCUUGAUAAAGAUGAGGCAAAAAUACUAAAAUAAAUGAUACAAAUACGGUGCUAUAUUGCAUGAAAUUUUAUGUUGAAAAUGUGAUUUAUUGUAUAUUAACACAAUUGCCCAGAGAAAGAGAUUUAGUUUCAAAAGUAAUAAGACAAUUCUCAAAAAGAUAGGUGUCAAAGUUAUUGGCACCCCUGUUUUCAGUACUCCAGCACCGUUCCUUUGUGAGGAUAACGACACUGAGCCUUUAAAGAAAAAGAUUAGAGAACACAGUGGGAGGGAUCUUGGACCGUUCAUCCAUACAGAAUCUUUCCAGAUCCUUGUUAAGGGGAUGGUGCUAAGACUAUUGAAAACAGGGGUGCCAAUCAUUUUGACCCCUCUUUUUUUAUUAUUUAUAUGUUUUAUUUUUUAUUGUUUAGCAAAAUCUCGUUCUCUGAGCAAUUGUAUUAGUAUAAAAUAAUAGAAUUCCCCAGUUUUUUGGAGUGUACAAAAUAGCUCAGUAUUUGUAUUUAUUUUAUACAGUAUUUUUGCUCAUCUUUAUCAAGGGUGCCAAUAAUUAUGGACCUGAAUGUAGGUCUAGUACCAGGUUGGAAUUAGAAUGUUUUGUAACGCUUUGUCUGCUUUCCUGAAAUACAAUGACAGAAUGAUGAUAUGAAUAGCACAUCAGAUUUAUAACAAUAGAGAGUUGAUGAUUCUGCAAAUAGAUGGCUUAUUUCGAUUUUUAAGGACAAAUUUGUUGAGCCUCAUCCAUGUCUACUGCUUGGCUGAAACUUGGUCUCUUAGUUGGUUGAGACCAAGUUUCCCUAAAGGGAGUGCUUUAAAAUAAUGCCUUUUUAUUUGUACAUGUUGAUUUAGCAGGCCUUGUUAUUUUCUGUUAUCGAUUUUGUAUGACUGAAUUGCAAUGGUAUUGUGGUACAAAUGAUGAAAAAGAUCAACUUGCUUUGUAAUUAUUUGCUCUUGAUUGAAAUAAAGAUUUUUUUUUUAUAAACCAA